Hylaeus anthracinus is the source of this 13878-nucleotide messenger RNA. RefSeq names its product serine/threonine-protein kinase SMG1 (gene nonC). The transcript is spliced from 16 exons. Lineage: Eukaryota; Metazoa; Arthropoda; Insecta; Hymenoptera; Colletidae. Gene Ontology annotation, cellular component: nucleus; TORC2 complex; TORC1 complex. Bases 1218 to 12251 code for a protein of 3677 amino acids. Gene Ontology annotation, biological process: TOR signaling; nuclear-transcribed mRNA catabolic process, nonsense-mediated decay; negative regulation of macroautophagy. Gene Ontology annotation, molecular function: protein binding; protein serine/threonine kinase activity. The record is from RefSeq and is a predicted model, not a curated record.
UUAUCAAUAAUUCUACUAGCAAAGAUUUCGUCGACAUUGGUCGAUCCAAGCCAAUUAGAUUACGGAAUUGAUCAGAAUAUCGUUCAAACCAUUUGCAUUGGUUCAAGUUUCUUAGCUUCAUCGUUUUGUUGCACUUGGUUUCAUUGUAGUCCACAUAUAUGUCCGUAUAAGUGAGAAGUGUAGUAUAAUUAUAUGUAGCUAGAGUUAAAAUUCCUAGUUUAUGUAUGAGGUACGAAAUUUUCGUAAUCAUUCGCAAAUAAUUGUUUCUGUGUGCGUAUAACGUGGGUUUGCCCUCGUUAGUCGGUUCGUUAGUGCUUAGGAGGCAUGUGGCGUGUUCAUUAGUUGAUCUACUUCGUUUCUUUCCGUUUAUGCCUUUUUUCUAUCUGUUUUUUUUCUUUGGAUUGCACAACUUUCGAUGAAUUUAAAAGAAAGAAUUUUAAGAGUGAAAAGGUAACGUCAAAAUACUCGCUGUUUACAAAGAGCAUGUCACGUAUAGCGUGGAAGGUCUCACUCGCAAAUGAUGUUUGAUACGAUUCAACUUUGUGUAGUUGGUUUCUAUAUACCUAGCAAAGUUGAUUUAAACGGUCGCACAUAUGAUUUUUCGAUAAUUUCGAAAAAUUUCUUACGCAUAAAGCAGAGUACACGAAUAAGGUCGUCUUGUUUUUCUGAUUGCGUCAGUUUGUAAAUUUUUGUGGAGAUUCUCUGUUAAUCGCUUGUUGUCGAUACGGUGUAAGUUGGAUUCGGACGCGUGAGGUAUUGGUUACAGAUAUUAUUUUACCUCUCACUUUUUCCUCUUUGACGAAAUAUUUUCAACUUAAAAUUAAUGUGUAUUCUAUGUAUCUUCGAAAAUUUCUAUCAAAGCAAACGAUUUUUGUGAAAAUCGAACCAAUGAUCGUUAUAGUUGUUCAUUUGAAUAAAUUUAUCGUGUUUUACAAAUAAUGCAGCUACGUAAUUGUUUCUAUCUGGCACAUUUCACGGUAGAUAUAAGGAAAUGCGAUACAAUUUUUUACCUUCUUGGUUAUUUAUUUCCUGAUUGUUAAGCUAUUUCUUUGUAUACAACAAAAGUAUAUGUGCGAGUGAUCCAACCUUAACAAUACGCAAUACCCAUUUGGACUUUAAUGUUGAAAUAUACUUUAUUAUAUAAUAUUUGAGCUUUUGAAUUCUUUAUUAUUUAUUAUUAUAGAUGACUAUUAUUGUACGCGUAUAGCACAUUAUAUAUGCAAAGUGUAGGUCAUGCAGAUCGUCUGCACAGUAAUGUAAUGAAUAGCUGUGGGAACUCUAAUAUUAGCACAAAGCUACGUGGAUCUAAGUGUUUGGAGAUACAGGAAGAAUCUAUCGGUAAUAAUCGAGCUGGAGAGUUAGAGAAGGGGGAUGUCAAUGUUAUAAGCAAUUACAGCGCAAACGAUUUUAAUGCUCCACGUGGCACAUUGGUCAUCUGUCACAGAAGCUCAAACAAUUAUUCCUCCGAUCAUAGUUUUCCCAGAUUCAAACCAAGAGGCGGUGGUGCUCCACGCAAUGAAUUUCGAAUGGCUCGUGGCGGAAGCUCCGGAGAUCGCACUAGAGGUGCACUACGGGGCAGAGCUUUUAAAAAGACCCCCAUUGAACGAGACUCGAAUUCAGAAACUAGCUACUACCCUACAACUCGACUUAAAUUUCAAGAAUCGUUGAAGAAUCAGGAAAAUUCUCAGGGAAAAUAUUAUGACGACAAAAGAAUAAAUGAAGAUUCUAGAAUUUCUAAGCUUUUGAGGAGAUUGUGUCGGGAAGAUGACUAUGAUCAUUUUAUGGUGCUGUGCAAGCAAGCACAGGAAGGACCUGGACCAGAAGCAAAGCAACAAGUCGCCAAGUGUCUAGGUCGUGUUGGGUAUGCAGCUGAACAAGACUUCAAACGAUAUAUGGAUUGGGUUUUCAACAAGUAUUCAUUGGAAAGGAAGGAUGACAUAAAGUGCCUUUUGAUUAAAUCUUUCGUCGAAGUUUUUAAAAUUGACGCGGAGGCACCAAGGCUAAAAGAAUUCUCAGUGUUGAUGAUGUCGCAACUCCAAUCAACGCUAGAGAACGUCGAUCGAUCGGAUUUAUUGGUAGCAACUGUAGAUGCGAUAUUGUUGAUAAUGGAAUCUUAUCCUGAAACAUUUUCGAACCAUUUUCGCGAUACAGUUGACAUAUUGGUCGGCUGGCACAUCGAUUCGACUCAGCAAAAAGCAAUUGCUAGCUACGCUAGCCGUAGUUUGCAAAGAUUGAGAACAUUUUGGAUAGCAGAUCUGCAAUUCACUUUAACAUUAUUAGGACAAUUUUUAGAGGACAUGGAAAGUUACGACGAGGAAUUGACUUUACCAGAAUCGGGCAGGAGUUCACCUGGAGACGAAGUAUCACCGACACCCAGAGAAUCUAUUCUUCGUAUCACGUCUCUGAUAUCUGUUUUCAACACAGUCACAAAAAGCAUAUCCGAGCAUUUGAAUCCGAAUCUCACGCCGAAUGUUCAAUGGUCGUUCUUAUCCGAUUGUUUGUCGAAAAUGUUGAAAACAGUUGUGAAAGCGAUAGAAUUGGACGAUUGUAACAAAACUUGGCUUUCGAAUUUCACCGUUACACCUGUGACUGCCGAUGAAUUGUUGAAACUUCUUAGGAAUACAAGCACCGUUUCGACAAAUUUCAACAAAUCCGAGUUAAACGAGGAGGAUGUCGUUAAAAUGUUCAAAUCGUUAAAUCUUGAUAAGAACAAGCUGAACAAUUUGAAAAAGAGCAUAGAAAAGGAGACAUCGUCGAAAGAAAGAGAACCUUUAUUAAAAGUCGUACGUUGGAUGGAAUUGAAAGGAAAAAAGAAAGCUCUGGAUUUAACCGAGGAGAAGGAAGAAUUGAUAGUAACCGCAAAUGAAUGCGCUUUUCUGUUGUUGGGGCAUCUUCAGAGUCGUAUAACGAAAAAUCACGAAUUACUCUACAAGUUUAUCGACUUGCAGCUGAAAAGAAUCAACGUGUUUUGGGAUGACACGAUCAUUUCCAUGUUGAAUACUAUCUCGAAAGUAAUAAAAGAAGUCUCCGCGAACCUGCCACUGGAAUUGGUGCACAAAUUGCUUGGGAAGGACUCGGCGCUACUCAAACUGAGAUUCCGUGAUUCUAUUUCCAUUCAGAAUGCCAGUCUUGGAGUGUAUCACAGUUUGCUCAGUUUGAAAAAUAUUCCAUUACUGCAGGAAUCGUAUCGGUACAUAUUGUCAGAUUUGGAGAUUGCUUACAAGCUUGUCUUAGCGGAUAUCGAAAGUUUAGUUGCAGACAAUCCGUUACUCGACGAUAUCAAAUAUAAAAAGAGCGACGCUGAGAUCGUGGUUAUUUUUCUGCUACGAGCUCUAUCCGAUAUAGCAAAUGCGAGCAACUCGAUCAUCGGCAUGUGGGCGUUGAAACCAAGCAUUUUGGAACUGUUGGCGGUGAAGCUGAAGCCGUACGAAAGUAGCUUGUCUAUGAGUAGUCCGUUCUUGCAAUAUAGUAUCUUGUACUUGCUAUACGCUCAUUGUUCCAGGUAUAAUCACUUUGUACCGAGUUCGAGCUUGAUAACUGGAACUACUACCUGUCGUCCGAUAGAUAUGUUUCCGGGUGCCCUGGAUGUACCUACAACGUCGCCAACCAGUGGACAUCUCUCCAUUAUUCUCAAUUUAAUAGCGAAGAGUUACAAAGAGUACACGCCAGAACAAACGUUAUUGUUGUUGUCAACGUGGAUGCAAGAAAUUUGUGUACAAUCUGAAAAUUAUAUCGGUAUACUGAGUAAAACGAAGGAGUACGAGAACGUUCUCGCGAGUCUCGUUGCCAGCGGAGCUAGUAUCGACCGUGACAUUUCCAUCACCGUUUGCGAACUCUUGGAGAUGUUAGUGAACGCGAAGAACGUUACGUGGAGGGAAGAAAUCUAUUCGUCCAUAGUGGAUUUGGCGACGUUACACUUAACUUCGUGCGACGAAGUCGUUCGGGAAAAAUAUGGCUCGUUCUUAACAUGCGUACCUUUGAAUAUAGUAAUACCGAAACUCAACAAGGAAUGUUUGCUAUCAGAAACGAAGAAACAUCAAUGGAUUAAGAGUUAUUCAACCGAAUCAGUGGUUCUUGCCCAGAGACUACACAUGCGAGGGAAUAGUAACGGAGAGAUGCAAGCUCAACACUUUAAGACUUACAUGGCUUUCCUAUUGCAAGAACAACAAUUGGAUGCCUUCGGGUUGUCAGAGAUGUUUACGCUGUGCUGGCCGAUCGUGUCUGAGAACGAGACCACGAGAAGGAUGUACCGAUUAGGGCUCGCAAAUCGAUCGUUCCUAUAUUUUUGGGCCGGCUUCGAAGCGGCUCAGCACUGCGUGACCAACAAGCUUCGUACACCAUUGGGUAAGCCGCAAGAAACGUUCACGUCGAUCGAAAGCGCUUUGAAAUCAUUGGCGCGGGAGAUAUCGUAUAAUAUGGAGACAACAAGAAAGGAGAAACGAAGCCUGGAUCAUCUUUUGAACGAACACACCCGUGUACGUCUGUUAAUCGAAUUCCUUGAGCACCUCGAGAGAGCGAUACACAACGCGGCAGAAGGUUGCGCGAUCGCUCUGUCACCACUGUCCAAACCAGUCAGAACCUUCUUCCGUACGAACAAGUCUACCUGCAAGGAAUGGUUGAAUCGCAUUCGACUGGCGCUGUGCGUAGUGUCGUUGCAUUCAGGACUGGCUGGUAGCGGUUUGAGAAACAGUCAAAGGUUGUUGGAAGAUUUGAGCAACAGCGAUAAUACGCAGGGUAUCGAAUUCGAAAGGGCGACUCUAUGCACGGCGCAAGCAAUGAUGAUGUUGGGGGAGGCGGAGGCGUUGCAAGGACUUUACGUUUACACCAAGGAAAAAGAAAGAAAAUUCCCGUGGUUGAAAGCUGCGAUGGAAGAAGCUGCGAAUCGCUACGAAUCCGCUGCCGAGGCCUAUAAAGCGAUCAUCGAGGAGCAAACAUGCGCCGCGUUCAGUCGAUCGGGAAAAGAUACAGAGCCAGAAGAAGAGGGAGAGGACGAAAGCGACGGUUGCGUUGGUGGUGGUAUCGGCAUGGGUAUGGGUAUCGGUAUCGACAGCAUUAACGAAAGCGAAGAUCCUUCCUCGAUCGACGGUAAAGGAAAAAACGUUAAAUCAGAGGGGGACAAUCAGGUACUUGGUUUUUGCAUGCAACGGCUGUCCAAGUGUUACGAAGCGGUCACCGAUUGGUCUCGAUUAGAGGCAUGGAAGCUGCAAGAGGCCGAGAUGUUUUCCCGCGAAAAAAACUCAAUCGUCGGACACCAGACACCGAUAGAGAACGCUGAUUGUCGACGAGCGAGGUGUUUAAAAAUGUUCGAAGCUGGCGAAACGGUGUCUCUCGAUGAUCUGACUGACUGGAAUUUAUUGGAGAACGGAACCGGGAAAACAGGAAAUUGGAGCUGUGCGAAAACUCUGGUAGAAUGUAACAACACGUUAAUCAAUGUAGCACUCAGAAUUCACGCGAACAAUUAUCAGGAUCAUUUCGAAGAGGAGAUAGAACGGUGCCGAAGAGUGGCGUCCAAAACCAUGGAAGAGGGAUUACGAAACGUACCUUCGGAAUAUUUAAACGAAUCGAUACUGAUACGAUAUUCGACCGACGGAUUGAAAAGCUUGUUACUGUCUGGUCGAGAAGAGAACACGUUCGAAUUGUACAAGACCGAGAAAAUCGAUCGCAUGGAUUCGAACAUUCUGACUCGUAUUCUGUGGUGGUCAGAGUACUUCCGCAAUGCAAGGGAGAAGGACAGCUCAAAAGCUCGUCCAGGUACCGUUCUGUCAAACGAGGUAUCCGAUUUAAGAUUGCAUAUCGUUCGAACAGCCAGAAAAGAAGGUAACUUUAAAUUGGCGAAGCGAGAACUUCUCAAUUACUUGCGUUCCGAAUGGGAGAUCUUUAGAAUCGAUGAAGGAAAGGGCAGUGGACGAUUCGAUCGCGUCGACCUGGACUUUGAUCGGGUCACCGACGAUGUGCUGAAGAACGUGAUGCGUGUCAAGUGGUCGAAGAACAACAUGCGCGCGUUCCGCGAAUGCUCGAAAUUGCUGUACGACAUGGGACGCAUCGAUAAAGCGUUGAAAGUUUGCAGCGCGACCGCGCUUGGAAUAUCGCGGGCCAUCAUCGACGGGGAACGCUCGACUGACUUGAGAGAGAACGGGACGAGGCUUCUGCUCACUCUUGGUAAAUGGAUACAACAGGAAACGGGGAAAACUGAGAACAAUCAGCUGGAUCAGUUAUUGGAAUUCGAAGCUGUGCACAACGACGGCUUGAUGAACAAGUUGUUCGGUCCUACCACAGACUCGAUACCAACUUCGGAUAUGAUCAUCGGUAGAUUGAUGCAGCUCGGUGUGAAUCAAUGCCUUGAUUUACCAGUCGCGUGGUCCAGCUUCGCGGGCUGGUGCUACAAAUGGGGGCGGAAAAUCGUCGACAAUUCGAAUUCAGGUCGACUGACCGACUUAGACAGAACGACCAUAAGGGAUUUGCUGCCCUUCGAUACGGACGAGACUGACUUGAUCGCGAUCUUUUCGAUUUUGAGUCAAAGCAAAACGAUACCCGAAGACGAAGGCGACAUCGCGGACACGUCCAACGACGUCAAUACGUCCGAUAUGAUCGAGAACCAGCUGCGAAACGUUCCCAUACUCAGUCGAGCCAGCUCUGAUCGUCUCGCGAUGCUUGUCGAUAUCUGGAAGCAAGCGCAGAAACGAAUUUAUUCAUAUUACGAGCUCUCAGCGAACGCGUACUUCAAGUACUUGCAGCUCGCCGCGAAUAAGGAGACCAAUCAUUGCGACACUAUCACGGCUACGCUUAGAUUGUUGCGACUGAUCGUGAAGCAUGCUCUUGAGUUGCAGAACGUCCUCGAGUCUGGACUUUCGUCGACCCCGACGGCACCGUGGAAGGAGAUAAUACCGCAGCUGUUUUCGAGGCUCAGUCAUCCCGAAUCUUACGUUCGGACUCGAGUCUCGGAACUGUUGUGCAGGAUCGCGGAGAACUCGCCACACUUGAUUACCUUUCCUGCGGUGGUGGGAGCAGUCUCUGGCCAAAGGAAAACCUGCGACAAGGUCCUGUACGAGAAAACAGAUGGUGAUCGGUCCACUAGGAACAAUUUAGGCUUCAUCGAAGAGGAGGGCGAAGAGGAAGAAGAGGUAGUCGUGGAGGAAGAGGAAGAGGAAGAGGACGAGAUAGCCGAAAGUUCUUCUGGGGGAUACCAAUAUCAAGACGAACACGAGAAGUUUAUGGACUGUUGUUUUUCGCAAUUGGCCGACUGUCUCUCAAACAGAGUUCAGGAUUCUGUUGAGCAAAUAAAGAUAUUGGUGAAGGAGCUGCGUCGUAUUACGUUACUGUGGGACGAGCUAUGGCUAGCGACUUUAUGCCAGCAUCACACCGAGAUUUCCAAACGAUUCGAGCAAUUGGAAAUCGAGGUGCAGAAGGUGCAGGAUAACGUUUGGCUGUGUGCCGAAGAGAAGGACACUUUGAUCGCAGAAAAGCAUCGAAUCAUAUUGAAGCCUGUAGCCUUUAUAUUGGAGAAUCUAUCGGCCAUGACCUCCGUCCCGGCUGAAACUCCACACGAGAAGAAUUUCCAGGAGAAGUUUGGCCCUUCGAUCGAGGAAGCGAUAAAUAAGUUGACCAAUCCCAAGAACCCCGCGAAGCCUCAAAUCGCCAGUCUGUCUUUGAAGCAACUGGAGAGCAAAUUGGCGCAACGCGUGCACAGACGUGCUGCUUAUUCUCUUUCCAUGAACGAUAUCAGUCCAGUCUUGGCAAACUUGAGGAACACUUGUAUCACGAUGCCUGGUGUAGCCGCCGUUGACAAUAAAAUCGUCACCAUUCAGUCAGUCGAUAAUAAUGUUCAGAUAUUGCCGACCAAGACCAAACCCAAGAAGCUCAUAUUCCAUGGUUCCGAUGGACACGUUUACACGUACCUGUUCAAAGGGCUGGAAGACCUCCACUUGGACGAGAGAAUUAUGCAGUUUUUGAGUAUAUGCAACACCAUGAUGUCGAAGAAGGGAGAGUCGAAGCAGGUGUACAGAGCACGCCACUACUCGGUUAUACCUCUGGGUCCGCGAUCAGGCCUCAUACAAUGGGUUGACGGGGUCACCCCCUUGUUUGUUCUUUACAAGAGGUGGCAGCAAAGGGAAAAUGCUAUGACCAAUAAAACCGGUAGCGCGGCGAUCUUGCGACCGUCCGAGCUGUUUUAUAAUAAACUGACGCCAUUGUUGAAAGAGCGAGGAAUCGCUUUGGAGAAUAGAAAAGAAUGGCCCGUCCAAAUUUUGAAGCAAGUGUUGGCCGAGUUGAUGGCCGAAACACCCAAGGAUUUGUUGGCAAAAGAGAUUUGGUGUAACAGCAUAAGCGCCGGCAGUUGGUGGCAAGCAACCAAAAAUUAUUCCUACUCGGUCGCCGUGAUGUCGAUUAUCGGCUACAUCAUCGGUCUCGGUGAUAGACACUUGGACAACGUCCUAGUCGAUCUGAAUACGGGAGAGGUUGUACAUAUCGACUACAAUGUUUGCUUUGAGAAAGGGAAAACGUUGCGUGUCCCGGAAAAGGUGCCUUUUAGAAUGACCCCGAAUAUUAGGACAGCGUUAGGAGUAACCGGUGUUGAGGGUAUAUUCCGUCUAGCCAGCGAGCAUACGCUUAGAGUAAUGCGGCGAGGACGCGAAACGCUGCUGACUUUGCUCGAGGCAUUUGUGUACGAUCCACUGGUGGAUUGGCGAGCUGGAGCGGACAACAGCAUUGCGAGUUACGGGGCGUGUCAAGCUAGAGCAAGGUGUACAGGUAUAGGAAGAAAACAGUUGGAGCAGGAGCUUACACGGGCAAUGUUUGCCGUUCGAACAGCAGAGAUGCGUGCCGAAUGGUUGGCAAAUAGGGAUGAACUGAUGAAAGUGUUUCCGGCUCUUUGUCACCGUUUGAGGUGUUGGGUAGACACGAUCGAAGCCACACGUCAGUGUCAAGAUUUGCUACAAGACAGGCACCAACAGCUCGCUUUGGUUAAAGAAGCACAGGCAAUGGGACGCAACCAUCCGUUGUACUCUGUGAUUAAGCGGUACAACUCUUUCAAAAGAGCGCGCGAUGCUCACGAAAAGGCGAAAACUGGAUUAAAGGAAAGAAUAGAUGAUUGCGAGAAACAAAUUAAUAUGCACAAUUUGGCACUUUCGGCGGUAAGGGGCCUCCAGUUGGGGCAGUGGUUGGCAGAAUUGGGAACGUCUGCAAGUCAAGAGGACCACGUGGUGUUCGAUUUAGUCAAGGAAUUCUUACAGAACGCUGGUCAAAGUCAAAUGAUCCUCCAGUGCGAGCAAUCGGAAAAUGAGCUAACGCAAUUAGCCACUCAACAGUCGAUUCUAAUAAGAAGUUGCUUAGAUCUUCUAAGUCAGUAUUCGGCGAUUUGUAGGCUGUAUCCUUUGAGCAUCAUGUCGCAACAUCGCACAGUUCUUUACCACGGUUGGGCUAAUGAGCUUCUGAAUUCGGGAAGCGUCGAAACUUGCCGCGAAGUCAUGGCACAGUUUGAAAAUACUUUCGAUCCGAUAAAGAGCUCGAAUAAUCAGCAAGUGCAACAAAUAAUAGCGUUCUCUUAUCAGAUGCAAGGGAUCCUGAACGAGGCCAACGAGAGACUGAAGAAGGCGUACGAAAGAAUGGUCGCGGAGGGCUUGCCAGAAUCAAUUAGCAGAAUAGAGAAAGCGUACGCAGAGUCGAGAUUGCAGAUACAGAAUUUCUUAAGACGAGAAAAGGGAGCGGAAAGAGCGCUCGAGUGCGUCAAUAUAACUGCUCUGUGCGCCCUGAAUAAAAGAUACCUGAUGAUGGAAGGUGCCGCAAAGUGUGCGGGUGAUUGUUUGGUCGAUCUCACGUCCAGAGAAGGUGACUGGUUCUUGGAUGAAAUGCGUCUGAUGUCGUCCUUGAUCGCAGAGUUGGUCAGCUUAAUACCCGAGUGCCAUAAAGCGAACAACGACUCUAAAAUAUCUCUCGUACUCAAGUGCUUGAGGGGGUCCGAUUGCAUCUACAAGGGGCUGCAAGAGCUUAAUUACAACUUUCACACUAUCAUUCUACCAGAAGCGAUGAAAACAAUUAUAACGGAAGAGCCAACUGUGAUCAGAAUGAUUGGUGAACUGACAGAGAUCAUCGUGUCGCCUGGUGUACCGCUCGGUGAAAUUUUAGGACAGCUGGAGAUGCAUUUAAGGUUUACCGUUAUGGAAAUGGAUAGUCCUCACGCAAUGAUGCAAGGUGUCGUGAAUAACAUGAGAUUACGUUUCGAGGCGUUGCUGUCUCGACCAGCCGAGAUUCAGGAAUCGAACCAAGAUGAAACGCUGACACCUGGUCAGAUGCUGUUGAUGGGCUUCAACGGAUUAUUCGAGAAACUCCAAAUGGAAGGGAACGCGUUAAUAGCUACUCUGAGCACGCUCGAAAUUCCAGGUGCUUGGAGAAAAAUCGAUCAAAUUCGGGAAGCGAAGGAAAUGUCCGCGCCUAUAUUCAAUAAAGCUGCCUGCCAGGUUCUGGAAGACAUAUUUCUGGUUAAACGAUUGCACACCAUACAAGAGUUUUUCAUGAUGUGCAGAGAUAUCGCGACCGCGUUUAAAGGCGGUUUAGCGAAUGUUUACGACGAUGAAAGAUUAAAUAAACCGAUAAGAAUAUUCACAGCGGAUUAUGUGUCGAGACAACUGCUCGGGGUUACCUCUCAAACACUUGCAAUCGCUCUUUGCCUCUUGCUGCAAAGAAUGGGUUUGAGCGUUACUACCGAGAUCGAGCAGAGAGACAUAGGAGCCGAGAGUAAAGUCUCGCUGGAGGAAUUGUGUAGAAAAGUUGUCGAUCUGUGCUUAAAGAGAGGAUCAUUCUCGGGAUCCGUGCUCACGCAAGCUAGCGCGCUUAGUAGCACUCUGGAGAGCACUUGGCGAAGGAAACAAAGCAGCAGAUUGGCGCAGCAAAGCGUCGAGGCGGCGAGAGCUAGCAUGCAGAGACUUCAACUGCAGCUUACUGCUCAUCACUGGUUGCACGAAGACAGCUUACUCUUACGGUCAAACCUCAAUCUAAUGAAUCCUUUAAAUCGUUCAGCGUUCAUGCUGGAAUUACGAAAGACAGCCUCGGCGCUCUCCGGUCUACAGUCUCGCGUGUGCGAGACACGAGAGCAACAGCAAAAUCUAGUCUCUAGCGCGGUACAACGUUUGAAGUGGGCUGCAGGAGCGAAUCCCGCUCUUGGGGAAGUAAUGUCCGCGUUCGAUAAUGCAGUGCUUUCCUCCUGCGAAAAAUUGACUCGACAACAGAACCUUGCGUCCAGUGUCGUUAAUACGUGCAACUCCAUAUUGCACUACGAGGCUUUAAGGACUAGAACGUCCGAGAGCGUAACACACGACGCAAAUUUCGUCAAGCUAGUGAAGCAUUGGGAAGAGAGCUGUAUCUUGACCAUGAAUCUGACCAUUACCGUUACCGCGAUCGAAGAGAGCCUGGUCGAAUUGUUGCAAAUGGAUUGCAACGUCGAUAUAAAUUGGUUGAAGCACGCGGAACGGUUCAUUUCUGAGGCGAUAAUAGACGUUCAAAAGAAACUCCAAGAGAGGCAGGAAUGCUUGCUCACCGCUCAAGAACUUUUGCGGGAGCAGGUUAGAAACUUGCAACUCGUGUUGACUGAACACCACAUACUGAUGUGGGACGUACGAAUUUUGUUGCGGACAAUGGCGAAGCAAGAGAACAUCGACGGGUUGCAAGAGUUUCUCGCUUCGUAUCGUGCCUUCACCGAAAGCGUGUCAGCGAUCGUGAAGGAACUCGAAUCCGACACCCUUGACGCAGUCAGAGGUACAGCGAUUAAAGAAGAUUUGGAGAACAUGGCGGUUACGGUGCCAAAUUUGUACACUGAAUUGUUGGAGUUUGCGAACGAGAAGAAAGCGAAUACGACGAGGCUGCUGGAGAAACAAAAAGAAAUCGAGAAAGCGAAUGAAAGAGGACGGGAAAGAGAGAACGAGACUGGGACCGAGACUGCGACUGAGAACGAGACCGAGACUGAAACUUCGGCCGUCGUUGUGACAAAGAAGAAAGGGAAGUUGAUCAGGCAGGAGGGCGUGUGUUACAGCCCGAGAAAAGGAGUUCCGUUAGCCAGGGAUCCAACUACGGGCAAAGCUGUCCAGGAACGGAAUGCGUACGCGCUGAACGUUUGGCGUCGCGUACGAAUGAAGCUGGAAGGGCGCGAUCCACACGCGACACGCAAAUACACCACAGCCGAGCAGGUGGAAUACGUGAUACGCGAGGCUCAGAGUACCGACAAUUUAGCCCUCCUGUACGAGGGUUGGACACCGUGGGUCUGAACGAAAGGAGGUUGACGCGAUCGCGUCGAUGGUUCAAUGCUCGUUACACACGGUACUAGAGUUCGUACCGUCCUUCGCUCUACGCUCGAUGGAGCCAGCUCUCUGUUCGACCAGGUGUGAAGUAACUUCGUCGUCACCUGGAAGAGAAAGUCUAUGCCCGCAAGGAUGCCGUUCAAGUUCGGCAACGCGCGCCUAAAUACAAGGAAAAAUCAUGCGCGAUCAACGAUUCACGAUCGAACUUCGAUUCUGGCACCGAUUCUAUGAUUAUCUCAAAAAUCUCUCGUCAACACCGCGUACCCGUGCGUUCUACAGAGAUCCGUUUCUUUCUUCCUAGUUUCCAUUCGUCCACGUAUACUUUCGCCCACACUUUCUUUCAUAAGGCGACCAAUCCAACCAACUAUCAAACAGUCAUCCUUUAAAAGUGGACAGAUACACAAUACGUAAAAAAAAAGGCAAAAUCAAGGAAAGCGCUAGCGGUAUUUAUCAUCGCCAUACGUAACGAUAGAGGUACGCGACGGUCGAGAUAGAGAGAGAACCGAGAUACAUGCCGCGACUUUUAUUCAGUCUGCUGUUUGUUGACGCGUUAGGAAUGACUGAUGUUUAAAUGUCGACGAUAGAUUUGGGAAAAGCAUAGAACCUGUCGCAUCUUUGGAAUAACGAGACAACGACUGGAAGUUCAGUCGACGAUGCGGAGAAACUCGAUGGCGAUUAACGCGUCGACGGUGACGACACUCGAGACUCUAACGAGAAUAUCUACGACUCGUUGUCUGCCACGGACGUUAUUUGUUCGAAGAAACGGCCCUUCUCCGAGGUUAAAUUCAUUUAAUUUCCUUAUUCGCCCAUAAAAAUCCCCUAGAAUUUUAGCAAACGCAUCGGUCGGUCGGGAUCGAGUUUUACGACUGUAAAUCAAUUUUGGGAAACGUAUGCAUAAUCCUCGGUUAGCCAGUGGUUAGAUUUAGAGUUUGAGAAGUUAACAGCGGGACCAACAGGGACGUUAGAAACGAUCCAAGGAUUCAUACAAUUGGGUAUACUGUCAAUAUCCGUCUUUUACUUUUUUCAAUUGGGGGCUUCAUGUGAAUUUGAAUCUGAAUAUAUGAAUCUAAAUUUUCCAUCGGUAAUAUAAACACGUCGAUGCAUUCGACAAUACGUUGGAUUCUUAUCAUUGCAACUAUAAUAAUUUCAACGCUUGGCAGGUUAUCCGCUUGAAUACAUUGUAUGUAAGGGUUAUAUGUGUUAUUCGAUGAAAUCUGCAAUUUUAACGUUUCUUCUCAUAGAGUGGACAAUCGUCUGUUCAAGUUGUUUUCCAUUGUUUUCUGUAAUAAUAUUACGUGAUUAACGAUAAUACCAUUGCGCCUCUAUAGCAACGGUCGUAAUAGUCGAUCACCGAUCUAAAAAUGCCCGUAAUAGAAAGAACGCCGAGUAGAAAACAUUAAUGUCGCUGCAGAUAUUUAAGAGAAAGAACUUUUUUCACAUGAAAGGUAAAAAUGCGUUAAUCAGAAAGAGUGGUCGACCGUCUCGCGUUUUUCUCUUUUUCAUUAAUUUUUUUUUAUUUUCAUUUGUUACGAGGGAAAGGACCAUAGAGAAGGUCGCACUUUGUAACCAAUAAAGUUUCGGGUACAUAUAAAAA